Anopheles arabiensis is the source of this 1748-nucleotide messenger RNA. Its product is annotated as pickpocket protein 28-like. The transcript is spliced from 5 exons. Gene Ontology annotation, biological process: sodium ion transmembrane transport. The record is from RefSeq and is a predicted model, not a curated record. Gene Ontology annotation, cellular component: membrane. Gene Ontology annotation, molecular function: ligand-gated sodium channel activity. Bases 31 to 1677 code for a protein of 548 amino acids. NCBI's taxonomy places the organism in Eukaryota, Metazoa, Arthropoda, Insecta, Diptera, Culicidae.
UGAGUGAACGUGUUUCUCUGUUGGCGACCGAUGGCAAAACACAACAAACGAUUGCGUCGAUCCGUCCGGGUGGAAGUGUUCCGCGAGUACUGUGCCAACAGCUCCAUCCACGGUGUACGUUACUUCAACCGUGAUGAACGAACGGCUUGUGAACGAUUUUGGUGGCUAGUGGUCUUUCUGCUUUCGUUGCUGGGCUGUUGCGUGAUGAUACACAAGACGUACGAGAAAUGGAAUCAGGCUCCAAUCAUUGUUACCUUUUCGGAGAAACCCACUCCAGUUUGGGAUAUUCACUUCCCAGCUGUAACGAUCUGUCCCGAGACGAAGGUUGCAGCGAGUAGUCUUAACUUCACAGCCGAAAUGAAUGUUCUUGCAGACGAUAUCCAUUACAGUAACGUAACAUCGGAACGAAAAUCUAGGUACGGCUCAAAAAGGAGAGUACUACUGUAUGGCAUUAAACUUCUCUCGGUUUCUUCGCAGCUGUGUAACAUAAUGUUCCAUUCAAACUAUGGUUGGUUGAACCAAGUCAAAUGUUCGGAAGACAACAUCGUUGAUAUGUUAAAGCGCCUGGCCUUACCAUGGCGCACAACAGUUGCUUUAUGUUAUUACGGUACCGAUUUCACGGAGUGUGAGAAUCAGCUAAAAGUAACUCUCACCGAGGAGGGUAUUUGCUACACGUUUAACAUGCUGCCUGACAGGGAAAUCUUUCGUAAAAAUGCCAUGCACACUGACUACAUUUACACGCGGAAUUGGUACAUUUUUCCCGGAUUUCAGCCACCUGCACCUUCGUACGCUCGAGAUGCAGGAUUGCAUGCAGGUCUUACGUUUUAUUUGGCGCAAAAAAAUGAGGACACAGAUUAUCUGUGCACGGGAUACUCGCAAGGAUAUAAACUAAAGAUCCAUGGUAUAGAUGAGUAUCCGCAUAUGGCAAAACGCAACCUGCGCCUCCCUCUCGGACACGAGAUCUCGAUCGCUCUCAAGCCGCAAAUGAUCGUUACCUCUCCGUCGGCCGCUUACUACAGCUGGGAGAAGCGUCAGUGCUUCUUCAAUCACGAGCGUCACCUUCGCUACUUCCAGAUCUACAAUCAGGAAAACUGUGAGCUAGAGUGCUUAACCAACGUGACGCACGCAAUGUGUGGAUGUGUUCGCUUUUCGAUGCCAAGAUCAAACGACACAAAGGUCUGCACACUUUCGAUGUGGCAUUGUAUGUACCGCUCAAAGUGGUUCUUACGCCCGAUUCCCGGUCUUAAGCGACAACCUCACAGAGUGAUUCUUGAAAUGGUGAAAAACUGCAACUGUCUGCCCGCGUGCAGUUCGGUUUCUUACGACGUGGAAAUGGCCCAAACUUCGCUCGAUAUGGAAAAGUUCCGACUGGCAAACAAUGAGCUACCGCGCGAUCAUUUGGACAAGUUUACCAUCACAACACUAGCGAUCUACUUCAAGGAGUCGUACUUUAUCUCUUCGAAGCGAUCGGAGCUGUACGGAUGGGUAGACUUUCUGGCGAACUGUGGUGGUCUGUUAGGCCUCUUCAUGGGUGUGAGCAUUCUUAGUUUGUUGGAGAUAUGUUACUUCAUUACGAUUCGACCAUUUUCGGUUAGAAGUAGAAUAGCAAGUGCUGAAAAGCACAAAUCGAACGAAGUCCAGAAUGCCAUGCUUCCAGUUAUCUGCAAACCUGAGUAGAUGUUUACGUCGUCGGAAUAUGUUCAUCAAUUACACAAUCUGGUGUAGAAUUCAGCAGCUAAAACACAGUA